This is a messenger RNA of Ordospora colligata OC4, 1770 nucleotides long. Its product is annotated as DNA ligase. Gene Ontology annotation, biological process: DNA recombination; DNA biosynthetic process; lagging strand elongation. The record is from RefSeq and is a predicted model, not a curated record. The transcript has a single exon. The coding region runs from base 1 to 1770 and encodes 589 amino acids. Gene Ontology annotation, molecular function: DNA ligase (ATP) activity; DNA binding; ATP binding. NCBI's taxonomy places the organism in Eukaryota, Fungi, Microsporidia, Ordosporidae.
AUGACAGGAAGAGUUCUGUUCAUCGACUUUUGCAAAGUGUUGGAAAGAAUCAGUCUGACUUCAAAACGCCUAGAAAUCCAAAAGAUUUUGACUGAUUACCUCAAGGACAUUCACAGUAAUGCUUCAGAAGCAUUGGUUGCUGUUUUGUAUCUUUCCACAGCCACUGUGUAUCCAGAGCAUUUCAAUAUUGAACUGGGAGUGGGAGAAGGCAUGUUGAUGGGAAUUGUUGCUGAAUACACUGGUAAGUCGAUUGCUGGCAUUAAGAACGAGUAUUCGAAGGAAGGAGAUCUGGGAGUUGUUGCAAUGAAGUACAGAGUGUCACAGUUAUUUAUCUCGCAGGUACAGCUAGAUGUACAAAUAGUGUUUGAUGGAUUAAGAAGAGUUGCUAAAGAACAAGGCACAAAGUGUGUCUCAGUGAAAAAGAUGAUAAUUCUUGGGAUAAUGUCGAAGUGUUCACCUCUUGAAGCAAAGUAUCUCGUUAGGCUUAUAGAAGGAAAGCUCAAGAUUGGGCUGGCAUUGAAAACUGUGUUGAUAAGCCUUGCAGGUGUGUUUUUAGAAGACAUGGCAUACGAAGUCAAGUCUGCAUUUAACCGACAGCCUGACAUCGGAAGACUAGCGGAGUGUAUUAUUGAGCAUGGAAUUACAGGCCUUAGAGAAAAUUUUCAGGUAACACCGGGAAUUCCACUGAAGCCGAUGCUGGCGAAUUCAUCGAAUGGAAUAACAGCAGCAUUCAAAAAGGUUGAGGGGUUUGAAUUUAUCUGUGAAUACAAGUAUGACGGAGAACGGAUUCAAAUACAUAAGCAUAGAAGCAAAGUGGAAACAUUUAGUAGGAAUUCGGAAAACAGCACUGAAAAGUACCCGGAUCUGAUGGAAGUGUACGAUGUGUGUUCAAAGGACUUUAUUGUUGAUGGCGAGGUGGUUGCGUAUGACAUAAAUGAGAAGAAGAUCCUGCCAUUCCAGACAUUGACAACAAGAAAGAGGAAGAGAGUUGAUGAGAAGAAGAUUGAUGUGCAUGUAUGUGUUUUUGUGUUUGAUUUGAUAUACUUCGAUGGAAAGUCUUAUGUUGACGAGCCGCUUGAGAAGCGAAGAAGCAUCCUCCACAAUGAAUUCAAGCAAAUUGAAGGCAAGUUUUGCUUUGCAGAGUCUAUGGAUUGUAAAAAAGCUGAGGAUGUGGAGCAGUUUUUUGAAAAGUCUGUUGAAGGAAGUUUUGAAGGUAUAAUGAUGAAGACUCUGGGUACAGAUGCCGUGUACCAUCCGUCGCAGAGAAGUAAUAAGUGGAUCAAGAUCAAGAAGGAUUAUCUAGAAAACAUAUCUGACUCAUUGGAUUUAGUUGUUAUGGGAGCAUACUAUGGAAAAGGGAAGCGAACAGGAUGGUAUGGUGGGUUUUUGCUUGGUGUAUACAACGACGAGGAAGAUAAGAUUGAGAGCCUGUGUAAGAUAGGAACUGGGUUCGGAGAUGCGUCUUUGGAAAGUAUAUAUGAGCAAUUGAAUAAUAGUUUAUGUACAGCACCGAAGAACUAUGUAUAUAAGGACAGUGUCAAGCCUGAUGUAUGGGUAGAAGCCAAAUAUGUAUGGGAAGUUAAGGCAGCAGGCAUCUCAGUCUCACCAAUAUACUGUGCUGGCGCAAUGGAUGGAAAGGGAAUGUCUCUGCGAUUUCCAAGGUUUGUGAGGGAGCGAAGAGAUAAGGAAGUUAAGGAUGCGAGUACGUCUGCACACAUAAGGCAGAUGUAUCUGGAUGCAAAUGUUGAGGACUCUGAGGAGAUGUUCUGA